AUGCGGUACGUGGUGGCCGGGCUGGUACUGUUUGCAACCCUCAACCUAUACAUGUGUCGUAUAAACCUAAGUAUAGCCAUCGUAGCCAUGAGUCGGUUCAACAAAACCAGUCACUCAUCGGGUAGUGAUGUCUGCGAUACCAAUGCCUACACCACUGACCCAAACAAUUCAACCAACAGCACCACUGCCUACCAGUCCCCGCACACAGAGCCCACCGGGGAGUUUGAUUGGGAUGAAAAGACCCAGGGUAUGAUUUUGGGCACAUUUUUCUACGGAUAUAUACUGUUUCAAGUGGUCGGCGGUAGGCUGUCCGAGAUGUUUGGUGCUAAAUGGCUGUGCGGUGGGGGUAUAGCCGUGUCUAUUGUGGUGAACGCACUGACCCCGAUCAUUGCCAGGUCGGGCCAGUAUUGGCUACUACUGGCCAGUCGUGUAGUGUUGGGUGUGUUUCAGAGUUUUGUGUUUCCGUCCAUUUAUGCCUUGUUUUCAAAGUGGGCGCCGGAUAGUGAGCGCAGCACGUGUCUGGCCAUACCAUACGUGGGCGCCAACAUCGGAUCGGUAGCCACGACAGCGUUAUCAGGGUAUUUGUCUGAACACGGAUUCGCAGGGGGCUGGCCAUCAGUUUUCUAUGUCUCAGCAAUUUUGGCCACCGUUUGGCUCGUAUUAUGGGUAAUACUGGUGCGAAGCGAACCCAAAGACCACCCCUGGAUAGCCAGAGAGGAACUACAUUAUAUCCAGGCUAAUAUAGCAUCCAGUGGGAAGGGUAGCACUAAACCUCCCGUUCCCUGGAUGAAAAUAUUUACAUCUAUACCCGUGAUAGCGGUGGUUGUAGUUAAGUUUACAGUGAACUGGAAUUGUAUAUUACUGUUGUUGAAAUUACCAUCGUACUUUUCAUCAGUAUUUAAAUACCCAGUGUCCAAGGGAAUGUUUUUGUUCGGGUGCUAUUCCGGUGGUGAUGUUCCCGUAGUGGCCGAUAUGACCAACAAGUACUCGGCCACCGUAUUCGGCAUCACAAACACCGUGGCGUUUACGGCGGGUUUCAUAACCCCUAUGGUUAUCGGUUUGAUAGUACAGGCGUCCGAUGAGGUGCGGCGCCAGUGGGGGUACGUGUUCUGGAUGUCGGCCGCCAUUAACGCCUUCGGGGGACUGGUAUUCAUCGUGUUUGGGUCGGCACAGCAACAGGAGUGGGAUAAACACACUACACAACCGGAACCCGGGGUAGUGUCUAAUAUGUGA
This is a messenger RNA of Oppiella nova, 1233 nucleotides long. Lineage: Eukaryota; Metazoa; Arthropoda; Arachnida; Sarcoptiformes; Oppiidae. The record is from the annotation of a GenBank genome assembly.